UGCGAGCAUCGCGGUCAUCGCGCGCUUGGAAUUUCGUCGAAAAAGUGAAAUCUUUUAUCGUGACCACUCAGGUGUGUGCCGUAUAUGUGUCCGUGUAUGUGUGCGGCUCGCUUAUAAUAGCCGAUUACGCGACACGAUAUACAUAAUAAUUAAUAUAUAGAUAUAUAGUUAUCGUGCAUUCUAAAAGACCAACGAUUAUGUUGCUGUGCAAAUUGUCGUUGCGCAAACUCGCGCGCCGGCUAUUGUGGCCCAAUACUGGCGCGAGCGCAACAACCACCACCACCAGCAACAGCAUCACUGCCGGAGGAGGCAGCAACAAGUCUUUGGCAAGUCCUUCCUGCGAUCAUCAUCAUCGGCAUCAUGGUUUGACAUCGUCGUCGUCGUCGUCGCUGUCCGCGUCGUCUGCCGUUUCGUCGUCGUUGGUUACAGUUGUACAUCAACGCGGCGGCGGCAUCGUCAGCAGCAUCAUGCAGCGUUUCAAUAAUCAUCAGAGGUGCAACGACAGCGGCAGCAGCCGCCGCAGCAGUCGUUCCUCGUCCGCCGCCUCCGCAUCGCCGGAUCUCUUACCGGUCGUCUUGCUCAGCGCGCUCGCAAUACCGUUAUCAAUGCUCUUCUGGACUAUCAAUGUCGCUUACAACUUCGUCUCGCCCAACAGCGCCGAGCGAGAACAAAAAGACGAUUAUGCCGUUAUAUCGCCCUGGAGAUGGCUAGCAGCUGUACUAAUUCCAAUUCUCUGUGCUCUUUGGGGCUUGAAGAGAAAAAGCAUCGAUUUGAAAGGAUCAAUUCUAGGUUUUUUUAUGGGAUUCAUCUUGACCCUGACUAGUUUUUCACAUUUGGCCUGUCUGAUGGCAUUCUUUUUCACUUCAUCUAAGGUUUCAAAGUUUCGAUUGGAAAGGAAGAAAACUAUUGAAGAACUCAAAAAUGGAGGUCAAAGAAAUUGGAUUCAAGUAUUAUGCAAUGGAGGCAUGGCAGCACAGCUGGCAAUUUUAUACUUACUAGAUGUUGGGUGUGGUGAACGACCAAUUGACUUUGUUAAAGAUUACAGAAGUUCAUGGCUCUCGAUUGGAAUAAUGGGAUCAAUGGCUUGUUGUAAUGGCGAUACAUGGGCAUCAGAAAUUGGCACAGUUGUUGGAAAAUCAGAUCCUUUUUUAAUUACAAGCAGAAAAAGAGUUCCUAGAGGAACUAAUGGUGGUAUAUCUUGGCUCGGACUUUUAGUUUCUGCGUUAGGUGGUCUAGUUGUAGGACUAUUUCACUAUGUAACUGUAAGAUAUACUGUAGAUACUGCUGUUUUAGAAAGAGCUGCUCCUCAAUGGCCUAUCAUAAUAAUGGGUAUGGCUGGAGGAUUAAUAGGAAGUAUUAUAGAUUCAAUAUUAGGAGCAACAUUGCAAUACUCAGGUAUCAAUGAAAAAGGUAUAGUUGUAGAAAGACCUGGUAAAGGUGUAAAACAUAUAAGUGGCAGACAAAUUUUGGAUAACCAUAGUGUAAAUCUUUUAUCAAGCAUAAUCAUUGCCUUAACUUUACCUAGGAUAGCUAAUUUAGUGUGGCCUUAAUAUGAUAUUAGACUUGAAUUUAUCUAUGGGUAAAUCAAAUUAACUUAAUAGCAUUUAUUAUAUUAUCAGAUAUAUAGUGAAAUAUCAAAUUAUUUUGAACUAUUUAUAGGAGAUUGAAAAUACUCUUGCAUUGGAGUCUAAUGUAAUAACUUUUUCAUAAAUACUUUUUUUACUUGUAUGUUAUAUAAUACACAAAUGUGGUGAAAGAAAAAUAUGCCUGAAAUUGUAAAUGAAAGUUUAAAUUUUCAAAGUAUGCAUAGUUAGUAUAUGUCUAGUGCACAUUUAGCUGCACAUUUAAUUUGUAUAGAUGACUUUUAUACUAUAUUUUGUAUAUAUUAUGAACCUAUUUUUGUAAUAAAACUCUGAUAAUCAUAUUAUGAAACUGAAUAGUUGAUAAGUUCUAUAAAAAAGUCAGGUCUAGAUGUGAUAAAAUGGUAAUAUUCAACUGAAACGUUCUACAAUCGGAUAAAUUAUGUUUGAAUAUCAAGGCUGAAAGUAAAUGAAUUUAUAAAAUUAUUAAGUACCAAAAAUUAGCAAGAAAUAUGAAUUUUCACUUGCGAAAAAAUAUUUGUUAUGUAAUAUAUAUUUUAUACUCCAACUAUAACAAUACACCAAAAUUAGGACAUUCAAUCACACGUUUGAAUUUGUGAACAAAAUAAUACUUUGUCAAGUUGAAGUUUUACAAA
Messenger RNA from Trichogramma pretiosum, 2236 nucleotides. RefSeq names its product transmembrane protein 19. The record is from RefSeq and is a predicted model, not a curated record. Lineage: Eukaryota; Metazoa; Arthropoda; Insecta; Hymenoptera; Trichogrammatidae. Bases 198 to 1550 code for a protein of 450 amino acids. Gene Ontology annotation, cellular component: membrane. The transcript is spliced from 6 exons.